GGCCCAGCAGAUACUCGAACUCAAACCCUCAAUCUCCUCCCCAAAUAAAACGCCGUCGUUCCAAAACCCUAGCCUCUCUUCUUCACAUCAACAGUAGCAAUGGGCAUCGAUCUCGUCGCCGGCGGCAAGAGCAAGAGGACCAAGCGAACGGCCCCCAAGUCCGAUGAUAUUUACCUCAAACUCCUCGUCAAGCUGUACCGAUUUUUGGUGCGGAGGACUGGGAGCAAAUUCAAUGCGGUGAUACUGAAGCGGCUCUUCAUGAGCAAGGUCAAUAAGCCGCCUUUGUCACUUUCCCGUUUGGUUCGUUACAUGGGCGGAAAGGAGGGUAAGAUUGCUGUGGUUGUUGGAACUGUUACCGAUGAUCUCCGAGUGUACGAAGUCCCUUGUCUGAAAGUGACUGCCCUGAGGUUCACAGAGAGAGCAAGGGCAAGGAUUGAGAAGGCUGGUGGUGAAUGCUUGACAUUUGAUCAGCUGGCUCUCAGAGCUCCUCUUGGGCAGAACACGGUUCUGCUCAGAGGUCCCAAGAAUGCUCGUGAAGCUGUGAAGCACUUUGGCAAGGCUCCUGGUGUGCCCCACAGCCACACCAAACCUUAUGUACGGUCAAAGGGACGGAAAUUUGAGAGGGCCAGAGGAAGAAGGAACAGCAGAGGUUUCAGGGUCUGACUUGUCAUACUCAUAUCUAUCAAUCUUUUGCAAAAACAUUUUUCCAUCAGUUAGCCAUGGUGGUUUUCCCCCUUCAUUUUCCAUUCCACCUUGCAGAACAUUUAUAUUAUCUGUAGCAGGAUAUCUUUUUUGCCCAUUUAUAAUAUGUUUUACCAUUAAUAUGGUUAUGAGGGACAGAUGUGUACUCCUGAAUAUUUAGUAGUGUCACCCAAAAUGUUUUGAGGGAUUGUUUUACUGAGAUGAUUCUUUUAUUCUAAAUCUGCCGGAUAUGAUGCUU
Messenger RNA from Vitis riparia (riverbank grape), 940 nucleotides. Its product is annotated as 60S ribosomal protein L18-2. The record is from RefSeq and is a predicted model, not a curated record. Bases 100 to 663 code for a protein of 187 amino acids. The transcript is spliced from 5 exons. Gene Ontology annotation, cellular component: cytosolic large ribosomal subunit; ribosome. Gene Ontology annotation, molecular function: RNA binding; structural constituent of ribosome. Lineage: Eukaryota; Viridiplantae; Streptophyta; Magnoliopsida; Vitales; Vitaceae. Gene Ontology annotation, biological process: translation.